AAGGCUUCUCAGAUUAUCUGCGAUUAGAUACAAAUAGCUAGAGAUAAAUGUUUUAUUGAAAAUACAGCUCUAUUUGUCGUCCAAAAAUGGAUCCUGGAAUCCUUUGUUUCCACCAUUGCGAGCACAAAGUAUUUUGUACAAUUAUUCCCGAACAAUGUCCGGUCUGUAAACAGACUCUUGAUAGGUAUGACUAUAAUUUACUGCCGUUCAGGGUGCCGUAUCCUUUUGUGAAGGCGUCUCAGCACCCACGGGCUAUAGUCAUGAAGCCUACUCACGGCGAUUUUCUCAAUGAUUACUAUAACUCCAAGGACUUACAUAUAGGGGUGACUAAUUCCCUUGGGUUUGUGGUGGAGUUCAGCGAAGAUGGCAUCAAAGGUGUGGACCCAGCAUCAAGGAAGUGGAGCUCUAUUGGCUGCAGCAUUGAUUGGGAUCAGUGCCUCCUCCUUGAGCAGUUUGAUGAGCUCUGGAAUGAGAUCUGGGAUGGUGUGCUUUUAAAGAUGAGUUUAACUCCACUAUGGGAGGCUGACCAAUACAAUGAGGAGAGGCACAAUUGCUUUACCUUCGUCUUGGCCUUUCUACGAGCCCUGGACUGUGGAGAACUCUCUGAAAAGGCAGAAGACCCCAAGUUAUUCUGCAAGCAGUAUGUGGUCCCUCGCACCUCUGCUGCUGGGAAGUACAUCUCUCUUUACAGGCAACUCAAGAGGCAGAGCUACUUCAUACAGAACCAAUGAUAGGCUGUACUAUCUUUUAUUUAUGUAUUUAUUUAUUCAGUAUUACCUGUGAUGUUUAAUGUUUAGGUAUAAGAUUCUUAAAUUCAAGUGCAUUUAAUUUAGACCAAUGAUAAUUUAGUUAUAUUUUCUUUAUAUCUAUCUGAUAGAUAUACUGCACAUGCUGGAAGGCUUUAUAUGGCCUCCUGUGUUUAAUGCACUACUUAUUUAUACUUUUUGAGUUCAGAUGUGUAAUAUUAUUCAA
Hyposmocoma kahamanoa is the source of this 972-nucleotide messenger RNA. Its product is annotated as MKRN2 opposite strand protein. Lineage: Eukaryota; Metazoa; Arthropoda; Insecta; Lepidoptera; Cosmopterigidae. The record is from RefSeq and is a predicted model, not a curated record. The coding region runs from base 87 to 731 and encodes 214 amino acids. The transcript is spliced from 4 exons.